This is a messenger RNA of Chanos chanos (milkfish), 2203 nucleotides long. RefSeq names its product transmembrane anterior posterior transformation 1a (gene tapt1a). Gene Ontology annotation, biological process: positive regulation of cilium assembly. Lineage: Eukaryota; Metazoa; Chordata; Actinopteri; Gonorynchiformes; Chanidae. Gene Ontology annotation, cellular component: ciliary basal body; endoplasmic reticulum membrane. Bases 16 to 1719 code for a protein of 567 amino acids. The record is from RefSeq and is a predicted model, not a curated record. The transcript is spliced from 14 exons.
GGCGGCAAAGUGAAGAUGGCGGAUACAGUAGAUGUAGGAUUGUCAGAGGAAAAAGAGACUGAGAAUGACGAAAAGACGCGCUUGAAUUGCCCGAGGAGUGGUAUUUCAAAGAGAAGAAAGAAUUCCGUGGCCGCAGAAAUGACGGAAACCUUGGGAUUUUACGAACGGCAUUCUCUUACAAAUGAGCAACACGGGAACUCAGACUCAGAGGAUUCGGAUGAUCCCUCUCUGCUGAGGUUCAUGUGUGCUGAGCUAACGAGGGGCUACUUCCUGGAACACAAUGAGGCAAAGUACACAGAACGCAGAGAGAGAGUGUACACAGUCAUGAGGAUCCCCAGAGAACUGGAACGGCUCAUGACGUUUGGGUUCUUCCUGUGUCUGGAUGCUUUUCUCUACGUGUUCACCCUCCUGCCUCUGAGGACCUUUCUCGCUCUGCUAAGACUGCUCACCAUACCCUGCUGUGGCCUCAGUGGUUCACGUCUCCUGCAGCCGGCUCAGGUGUGUGAUCUCCUGAAGGGUUUGAUUAUGAUCCUGUGUUACUCCAUGAUGCACUAUGUGGAUUACUCUAUGAUGUACCACCUGAUCCGGGGUCAGUCUGUCAUCAAGCUCUACAUCAUCUACAACAUGCUGGAGGUGGCAGACCGUCUCUUCUCGUCCUUUGGGCAGGACAUACUGGACGCUCUUUACUGGACGGCCACAGAGCCAAAGUCCCGUAAGAGAGCUCACAUCGGUGUCAUACCUCAUUUCCUGAUGGCCGUGUUCUACGUCUUUCUUCAUUCCAUCCUCAUCAUGGUACAAGCUUCCACACUCAACGUCGCUUUCAACUCGCACAACAAAUCACUGCUCACCAUCAUGAUGUCAAACAACUUUGUGGAGAUCAAAGGAAGUGUGUUUAAGAAGUUUGAGAAGAACAAUCUCUUCCAGAUGUCUAACAGUGAUAUUAAGGAACGUUUCAGUAACUACAUCCUGCUGCUCAUCGUUUGCCUCAGAAACAUGGAACAGUUCUCCUGGAAUUCCGAUCACCUGUGGGUACUGCUCCCUGACGUAUGUAUGGUAAUUGCUUCUGAGGUUGCUGUGGAUGUGGUCAAACACGCUUUCAUCACCAAGUUUAAUGACCUCACUGCAGAUGUGUACAGCGAAUACAGGGCCAGUCUGGCUUUCGAGCUGGUCAGCAGCCGUCAGCAAAACGCAUACACAGACUACAGUGACUCAGUGGCCAGGAGAAUGGGCUUCAUUCCCCUACCCCUCGCAGUCCUGCUGAUUCGCGUAGUAAUGAGUUCAGUGAAGAUCCAGGGUGCCCUCUCAUCAGUGUGUCUGCUGCUCUUCUACCUGGGAAUGCUCACACUGAAAGUGUUGAACAGUAUAGUUCUGCUGGGGAAAUCCUGUCGUUAUGUCAAAGAGGCUAACAUGGAGGGGAAGCUGUCUCAAAAACGUCCUGCUCCAACCCCCAAAAAGGCCAAGUCUCCCUCACACUCAGGUGAGCCUCAGGUAGCUCGUGUCUCUGCUUCCAUCACCAAGCAACCAGCUCCACGUACGGAGCUACGGUCUCCAGCUCCUCCUCCUGUUACCAAGGAGACCAGUGAACCCCCAGCAGGUUCUCCGGUAAAACCAGAAGAAGCUAGCACACCACCAGAUUCUCCUGAACCAAAACAGAAAGCUCCUAAAAAAGACCUGCUAGAGAUAGACCGCUUUACAAUAUGCGGCAACCGAAUUGGAUGAACUUCAUCUCUGUCGUAAUAGUGACUUCUCAGGAGUGGCAGCUGGCAAAAGCCUCUGCCACCAGCUUUCUCUGCCAAAGCCUCGGAGCCCAGGGAGGGUCACCCAAGUCUGACAGCGGAACUCCAUGUUGACUGGAGGACUAGCUCGUGAGAAUUUGAGUUCAUGUGUCUAGCGUGCCAUCAGCAGAGAGAACGUGUCGGCAAACAAUUGACGUAUGAGCUGGCGUCCAAGUGGUGUCACCGACCCGGACUCCGAACACAGACCAUGACUCACAAAUCAGAGAACGUCAGAGGAUGAUCUGAAUGGAAGCCCCUGAAACACUCUGAGUGGUUUUACAGGGGGGAAAAAAAGGACUGGACAUGGAUAUGAUGACUUUUACUGGCAGGUUUCUCUUUUCCUCCCAACAUCGUCCUCUCCUCUCUCAUCUACAGUACAAGUCUUUAAAAAAGGAGGGAGAAAAAAACAAGAACCAUGGAUUGUAGUG